AUCAAUUUGAACUGCAGAUAUAUGCAGUUGCAUGCAAGGUUCUAAAAAUACCAAUUUUGUCAGCCCGUUUUUUUUUCUGCGUCCCUAUCAUUAUCUAAAAGAUGAACAAGAUAAGAUCUAUUUGACAUGUCUAAUAACCAGUUUAAUAUUGAAUUUCCAAUAGUCCUAGUAAAAAACCUGCCUUAUGAAGUCAUAACACAGGAGUUGUACGACUUGUUCAACAAGUUUGGAAGGAUCGUUGAAUUGAGAAAAGAAAUGAAGAAUCAUUUGAAGGGAGACUGUUUUGUUAUUUAUUCGGAUCUCAAAUCUGCUAAAUCGUGUGCAGAGAACCUUAAUGGCGUUAAUUUUCAAUCCAGAUAUUUGGUUGCUUUGUUAUAUCCAAUUGACAAUCAUAAGAGAAAUGAUAUUAAAAAUGGGUUAAUUCAAGUAAAUAAUAAAAGUGUUCAUACAAAAUAGAAUAAAAUAGGAUCUACUAUUAUAAAAUAUUUCUCGAAAGAAUGUAUACUUUAUUGUAAACGAUAUGUUAAUGAUGAAAAAUAAAAAGAAUAAAAAAAAUAAAAAAGAAAACAAACGUAUGAUAUAUAUAGCAUAUAGUACGGUGCACGGUAUUGUUGAUUUAGAAACUCAUGGGUUAUGAGUGGAAUCUCUUUUAAGUCAGUCUUUGAUUCAUAAUUUCAUUGUAUCUUCUUGCUCAACAAUAUGGAUGAUAUCACUAUCGAUGGAACCUAGAAUUGCAUCGUCUGAAUAUUGGAGAGCUCUCACAAGAAUGA
This is a messenger RNA of Ascoidea rubescens DSM 1968, 770 nucleotides long. RefSeq lists its product as uncharacterized. Gene Ontology annotation, molecular function: RNA binding. The transcript has a single exon. The coding region runs from base 127 to 456 and encodes 109 amino acids. The record is from RefSeq and is a predicted model, not a curated record. Lineage: Eukaryota; Fungi; Ascomycota; Saccharomycetes; Ascoideales; Ascoideaceae.